UGUUUCUCUUAAUUUCAUUCAAAUUCACAUCAAUUUGUUCAAUUUUUACAAGUUUUUCCCCAGAUUAUGGGGUACAGUAGCCUUGAAUUUAAGCUGAAUUUAAUGUAAUGGUAAUUCAAUUAGUGAAAUUCAUGUUAAAAUUCUCAAAUUCUGUUUCAUUUAGUUCAAAUUCAACAAUAAGAACAAUUUCUUCAGUGCAAUAUGUAGCAUCUAGGGCAAGAGACCCAACAUUUGAGAAGUAUAUGGAUCAUUACAAGAAGCUUGUUAAAGUAAUUGCUAUUCAAGACUUAAUCUUGGCAAACCCUAACAAAAACCCACCUUCAGUUUCAGUUGAUUUCUUGUCUAUGUUGUCUCAAAGACUUCACCUUAACCGGGGUGCACCGUCUUUUCUUCGUCGGUACCCUCAUUUUUUUGAGAUUUUCUAUGAUCAUACUAAGUCUAUGCCUUAUUGUAAAUUGACUGAUAAAGUGGUUGAGAUUUCUCGGUUGGAGGCUGGUGCAAUUAAUGAGUCUUUGUCGUUGGUUGUGAAACGAUUGGUUCGAGUGUUGUUGAUGUCGGUGUCUAGGUCAGUGCCGUUGAGGGCGGUUUUUAAAGUGUGGAGGGAGUUGGGUCUUCCUGAUGAUUUUGAGCAGUCUGUGAUUGCAAGGAAUCCUCAGUUGUUCUUGCUUUGUGAUGGGAAUGAGCCUAAUACCCAUGUUUUGAAGCUUGUUGGUAGUUACCCUAGUGAUCAUUUUACUGCUGCGGUGGAGGAUUGGCGGGUUUUGGAGUGUUGUAAGGAGGAUUCGAAGGUUGCUAGGACGGAGUUGCAAUAUAGUUUUAAGCAAGGGUUUCCACCUGGAAUGAAGUUGAAGAAGACUUUUAGGACAAAGGUUCGGGAAUGGCAGAAGUUGCCGUAUGUUGGGCCGUAUGAGGUUGUAGGAGAGAAGAAGAGAGCAAAGAUUGGUUUAAAGGGUUUGGAGAAACGAGCGGUUGCCAUUUUUCAUGAAUUCAUGAGUUUGACUAUUGAGAGGAUGUUGGAGGUGGAGAAGAUUAGUCAUUUUAGGAAGUGGUUUGGGAUUGAUUUGAAUAUCAGGGAGUUAUUUUUGGAUCACCCUGGGAUAUUUUAUUUGUCUAACAAAGGGAAGAUGCAUACAGUUUUCUUGAGAGAAGCUUAUGAAAGGGGACGAUUGAUCAACCCAAAUCCUGUUUAUGAGGCCAGGAUGAAGCUUCUUUAUCUUAUUAUGAUGGAAUGCCGUGGAAUGUUAACUAUGACUCAAGAGUCAGUCAAUGAGAAACAUGAUGUGCAAGACAAAGACGUUAGACAGAUUUCUGUCCCUUCAGUUUUAGACAAUACUGACAGAGAUCAAUGAUAUCAGAGCUAUGAUGAUCAAAAUGUUGGAUUACUGAAAACCAAAGGUUGGCAAUGAAGCCUAUUCAAGUUUUUGCUACAGCUCCUAGUGAAAAUUCCAUCACUUGGGAGUUUCAGAGAGUGAUUUGCAGAGGAGCUUUUGAAGAGUAGAAUUCAAUAGUUGUGGCCCAACAAUCCAGAAGUAUAUCAAGACUUGCAGAAAUUGGAUACUGACCUAUCACACCUCUUGCGCUUAUAUAUGACAAUGUUGAUAGGAAAAGCAGUCAAUAAAAUACGGUGCUGUGUCAUCAUUUUGUUACCUGUACUUCUGGGAACGGAUUUUUAGAGAUUUUAACAUUUGGGAUCUGAACUUUAAAGCUUAUCAUUUGAGACCUAAAGUUGGAUGUAUGCCUUUUCUUUUCUCUCUCUUUUUUUUAAUCUUUCCUUUUCCCAAUGGUUAGAUUGAUGGUGAGGAGAGAGAUCGUUGUAGGAGGAAAGAGUGAGAGAAUGUUUAGCUGAGAGAAGUCAGAGAAGAGGUUUUGAUUGGUAAAAUCCGGUCAGAUUGCAAAUAAAGUCACAUUAGUAUUUAUGGAAUACUUCUUGCUGAAAUAUCUACUCUUUAGUCUCAAUCUCUCAAAUUACUUGCUCCGCAUGCAGUUGGCAGAGUUGGUAUUAUUCAAUGAGUGAAAAAAUAGAGAGAAAAAGGUAGAGAGGGAAGGGCCUAACUUCACUGAUAUUUUAGAGGAAAAGUUGACCAUAUAAGGAUGGGGCAAGUAUUCGAGUUACCUGAAAAGGAAAAUGGGGAGCCAACUUUGUCUGUUACUCCUGUGAAAGUGUAAAGUAGUUGGUGUGGUUUGUGAGAGUGAGAAGCCAAUCAUUUCUCUGCCCAGGAAUUAAUCCUGCGUCUAGUCAGUGGUUUCUCGUAGAUAUUCCUGCCAUUGCCAUUGCAUCAGUUCUUCCUCAAUACAGUCUACAAGACAAGGACAUCAAUGAAUGAGUUAAUCCAUAUUGUGAUCCACAGGAUGGUAGUGCUUUGAUUCGUAGCUCAAUCAUGCUCCAAGGCUAUCUAAAUUACACAUUGAUUUGGUUUCAUAUAUACCCUGAAGUCAGUAUAUGCAUCAACCAAGGAAACCACAUUAUAACAAUUUAGUGCAUGUUCUCAAUAAUGUAGCAACAGCAGCAUGAGAAGGCAUCGACUGAUGGCAACUGAUCAACUCAGAGUAUUAGCCUUCUCAAGUAAGUCCUGAUAGAAAUCAUCUCCUAAUUCCAAAUUCUUCUUGGCUUGGAUCAGCUGAAAUCAAAGAAGUAGAGCACGAUUUCCUUGUUUUUUUAGAAGUCGAGUGCAGAGCAAUGGCGGUUGUAGCAUAUUUGAACAAUUGAACUUACAUAGGUGGUGCAUUUACUUGAAGAGAUAGGGCUCGCAAAUCUCUAGCCAAGAUUUCUGUGUUCAAUACCUUAAAUUAUAAAUACAUAGAUAAUGACUGUCAUUUUACACGAGACAAGGUACUUGAAAGACACUUAUCUACCUAUAGGUUCUCAGCUGGCUGAUGUAUAACAAAGGUACUUCCAUCACCUCAGUUCAAUGUGCUUAAGUCCAAGGUAGGCAUUCGACACAAGCCUUAGCUUUAUGCUUUUGUUGGACUAUGCAAUCAGCCUAAGAAUGCAAUAAGUCCGAGUCGGCAAGUCCAAUAAGAUUGCUUGUUGAUGAUCUAGUGAUAUUCUGUGGAAUAGCAACCAGGGGAUCAUAAAGUCAUCGGCGGGAGUUUAGUUUGAUGGGUUUAUUAUUUCUGAUGCAAUGUCAACACAGUUUGUUAGGUGAUUGUUAUGUUAUUUAUUAAUUAGGCUUAUAUAGAUUUAUAUACUCUGAGUUGUAGUCUCACUCAAGAAUUUAUUAAAUCUGUUUCAUUACAUGGCACCUAAACUGUAAUCAUUGAAAUGUCUCACUCUAGAAUUUUUUCAAUCUGUUUAAUUCCAUGGCAUCAGAACUGUAAUGACUGAAAUCUCUCUCCGAUUACAGUAAUGGAGUUUAGUAUACUUGUCUGAUCUUUCUCGUCAAG
This is a messenger RNA of Chenopodium quinoa (quinoa), 3384 nucleotides long. RefSeq names its product protein ROOT PRIMORDIUM DEFECTIVE 1-like. The transcript is spliced from 5 exons. The coding region runs from base 108 to 1349 and encodes 413 amino acids. The record is from RefSeq and is a predicted model, not a curated record. Gene Ontology annotation, molecular function: RNA binding. NCBI's taxonomy places the organism in Eukaryota, Viridiplantae, Streptophyta, Magnoliopsida, Caryophyllales, Amaranthaceae.